AUGGCUCUGUCGUAUUUCCCCAACGCCUCGUGCGGGAGCUCGCCACAGCCAACCGCCGAGAGCUCUCCCAAACAUACCGAAGCGAUACAGGAGGCGUAUGUCGAACAUAAGGACAGGUUGCUCACCGCUUUGGACUCCACCAAGUCGAUCCUUGGGGACCUUCGUCAGUUCAACAAGGACGACUGGGUCGUUCGUUAUCCCCAGCUCCAAGAGCAGCCUGCCUCCUCCGAGUCCACUUCCAACCGACGGAAGAGCGCGCGCCGUUCCCUGUCCUUCCCCGAUGACCCCUCCUUCCAAGCCGAUGUCAUAGUCUCCCCUGCUCGCGCCGGGCUCACCCGCUCCGUCACCCUCGCCACUAUCGAGGACAAGGAGGAGACGUCUGCCGAGACUGAAGAGGAUGACGAUCGUCUUGUCUCUGCAUCCGACUUUAACGUCUUCCGUCUUGACCUCAAGCUCGGACCCCAGGGCUCCUCCGCCUCUCCGGCUGCGCUCGUCGCGCAGCUCGAAAAGUCGUCGAUCGCGAACCUCCUCGAUGACCGGAUCCUGAACGCCGCUGGUCACCUAGACAAGCUCCGCUCUCGUAUUGAGGACACGUCCUCCAAGGUUCUUGUUACCGGUGAUCUCAAUGCGGGCAAGUCCACCUUCGUGAACGCCAUCCUGCGCAGGAACGUCAUGCCCAUCGACCAGCAGCCCUGCACGACCGCGUUCUGCGAGGUCCACGACGCGUCGGAGAACAGCGGGAAGGAGGAGGUCCACAUUCUCAAGGAAGGAGCGACCUACUCUGUCACCGACGAAAGCACCUUCACUCGGGCGGAGCUGUCGGACCUCGACUCAAUUGUGUCCGAGAACGAGGAUGAAAAGCAGGUCCUUAAAGUUUACCUUGUCGACCCCCGCGACCCUCAUACUUCGCUUCUCAACAACGGCAUCGUCGACAUUUCCCUCAUCGAUGCCCCCGGUCUCAACCGCGACAACACGCACACUACGCGCGUCUUCGCCCGCCAGGAGGAGAUCGACGUCGUUGUCUUCGUAGUUUCCGCCGAGAACCACUUCACACUUUCUGCGAAGGAGUUCCUCACGAAUGCUAGCAACGAGAAGGCCUACCUGUUCAUCGUCGUCAAUAAGUACGAACAGAUCAGGGACAAGGCCAAGUGCAGGCGUUUGGUCCUCGAGCAGAUCAGGCAGCUCAGCCCCCGGACCUACGAGGAUGCCGAGGACCUCAUCCACUUUGUCGACUCCCAAGCGGCUCUUGGCGAGGAUUCACCUUCCUUCGGUCAGCUCGAAUCGGCUCUUCGCUCUUUCGUCCUCACCAAGCGCGCCAAGUCGAAGCUUGCCCCUGCAUCGACGUACCUGAUCAAACUUCUCUCCGACAUCGACCUCCUUGUCGGCGCCAACGCCAUUGUUGCUCAGACGGAGCUCAACCGCGCUCGCGACGACCUCAGCCGUGCCAAGCCUGUGCUCGAGAAGAUGAAGAACGGUCGUGAGGCUCUGGAGGAAAGCUUGGAGGCAGUGGAAGACAACGGUGCAUCGCGGACGCGGAUGCGCACGAAGGAGAUCCUCUCGAACGCCCUCGACAGCGUUGGCGCUGGCAAACUCGGCAUUGCGUCGUCUUCCGUGGCUCUGCCCUCAUACCCUGGUCUUGUCGGUAUCUGGGACUACGCCCGUGAAGUUCGCCGUGCUCUGCUCGCCAGCUUGGACGCUGCCGUCACGCUCGCGGAGGACGAAGCGCGUCUGGUCACCGCGGAGGCAGUCAACAAGAUCUCCCAACUCGGCGACGAGCACCUGCCUGAAGGCGUCGAGCGGUCCCGUCGCGUCUUCAUGCCCGAAGCGAUGUUCUCGUCUCGUGCGGGCAACAGGGGCAGCCGCCGCUCGCGCCAGAACUCUGGCGCCAUUGUUGCUGGUGGUCUCUACGGUCUCGGCAUCGGCCUCGUCCAGCGCCCCGACAUGCUCGAGACGACCUUCUUCGACAUUUUCGACGUCCACCACCAGUUCUGGGUCCAGUUCGGCGACGCAAAGCACGAGGGUGACGAGGUCGCCGUCAGCACACUCGGCGUCGCUUCCAUCGGCCUCGGCGCGCUCACCAUGCUCGGGCAUCGUCCGGUCUGGAACUUGAUCGAGAACGAGUCUGCCCGGCGCUGGGCGGCGCCCGUCCUCGGGGCGGUCGCGAUCGGCGUAUCGGCAUACCUCGUGGUCGAGCUCCCGAGCACAAUUCCGCGUACGGUCGGACGGCGGAUCAAGGCCACGAUCGCGAAGGAGGCGGAGGAGCAGGGCGAGGAGGGUUCGUUCGCGGGGGCGCACGCGCUGCGCGUGAGCCGAGAGACGCGCAAGGUUCUCCGGCUCGCGUCCUACGACCUCCGGGAACGCUUCCGGGCGGCGAUGGACGAGCGCGGGAGGGAGGUGCACGGCGCAGAGGAGGCGGCGCGUCGGACGGAGAAGGCGGUGGGCUGGUUCGCUGCGGUUGAGCAGCGUACGGGCGAGGUGCGCGAGUCGGUCGCGCUCGUCGCGUCGGCGUCGGCGUGA
Epithele typhae is the source of this 2517-nucleotide messenger RNA. Its product is annotated as P-loop containing nucleoside triphosphate hydrolase protein. Gene Ontology annotation, molecular function: GTP binding; GTPase activity. Gene Ontology annotation, biological process: mitochondrial fusion. Gene Ontology annotation, cellular component: mitochondrial outer membrane. The record is from RefSeq and is a predicted model, not a curated record. The transcript is spliced from 3 exons. Bases 1 to 2517 code for a protein of 838 amino acids. Lineage: Eukaryota; Fungi; Basidiomycota; Agaricomycetes; Polyporales; Epitheliaceae.